AGCCGUUCUGGCUCAAGUGCGACUCCUCUGCAAGGCCUGCUUCUUUUACGCUGCUUUGCCCGUUCGCGUAGGGAUGAUUCACGGUGGCGGCGGCUUCGGUAGCGGCGGCGUGGGCAUGAGUUACAACGGCGCGUACGGCGGCGACGCGGCUUGCUGCGGCGGCGGCGGAAGUGGCGCGGCUCUCGGCGGUGCGUAUGGCGGCGACGCGGGCUGCUGCGGUGGCUCGGCGGGCUACGGCUACGGCGGCACCCCUGGCUACGGCCUCGCGGGUGGCAUGCCGCCACAAACUCAUACUUACAUUGGGCCUGGUGGUGAUUACGUGCAGGAGACGACGUACAAGUACAUCGGCAUGGGGGCGAGCGGCCCGCAAGCAGUCUCAGAGACAGUCAUCUCGAGCAUACUGCCAUUGCCUCGCCGUGGCUUCAACUGCUGUUGCCUGUGUCUGAUCCCUUUGCUACUAUCGCUGCUGUUGCUGCCGCUGCUCGGCUGGAUGCUGAUGGGCUCAACCAGCACGACGACCACCACCACAGUUCUCAUGACUACUCCACCACCGCCAUUGCUGGCAGCGCCGCCGACGCCUCCGCCUGAUGCUCCGACGACGACCAAGAAAACCACCACGGAGGCUCCGCCUCCGCCGCCGCCGCCGCCUCCGCCUCCGCCGCCCCCCCCGCCACCUCCGCCCCCGCCGCCACCACCAGUGACGACCACGGAGAAAAAAGUCGACUGCGCGGAGGGCGAUCCGCCGUCCUGGGAGAUCUCCAAGAAGGUCACUUGCUGCUUGCAGGCAGGCAGAGGGUGCCCUACGACGCCGCCGCCGCCUCCCCCACCGCCACCCCCGCCGGCUCCCGUGGCUCCGCCACCGCCUCCGCCACCGCCUCCGCCCCCGCCUCCGCCAGCUCCUGUGGCGCCGCCCCCGCCGCCGCCAGCUCCCGUGGCGCCGCCCCCGCCGCCGCCGCCUCCUGCCGCGCCUUCCAAGCCGUACGAUUGCGAAGCUGGGUAUUCGAAUUGGCAGGCGGGAUGGUCCGAAGACAAGAAGUCGUGGUGCUGCGCCAAUGAGCAGAAGGGAUGCCCGGAGACGACGACGCCGCCGGCCCCGCCUUCCAAGCCGUAUGAUUGCGAAGCUGGGUAUUCGAAUUGGCAGGCGGGAUGGUCCGAAGACAAGAAGUCGUGGUGCUGCGCCAAUGAGCAGAAGGGAUGUCCGGAGACGACGACGCCGCCGGCCCCGCCUUCCGAGCCGUACGACUGCAACGCUGGGUAUUCGAACUGGGAGGCUGGGUGGUCGCCGGACAAGAAGGAGUGGUGUUGUUCGAACAAGCAGAUGGGUUGCGCCGAGGCUGCAUCUAAGCCUUAUGACUGCGACGCCGGUUAUUCCAACUGGGAGGCUGGAUGGAGCGAGGACAAGAAGGGCUGGUGUUGCACCAACGAGCAGAAGGGCUGCCCAAAGUGAGUUGGCAUAAGUAGCAGGUGUUUCGCACAGUACCGUGUACGAGCCAAGCGGGGGUUCAUCAGUUGUUCAUCAGAUUUGGUUGGUAUUGCUGUAAAGCGAACACGUACGGGCGAUUUUUUGUUAGGCUCGCAUUCAUGGGACGCCAGGGUGGCGAUGUAAUCCAGUCACCCCUGCUGCACUUUCCCGUCCGCGUGGGCUUCGAAGAGAGACGCUUCUCGAAGCAGGCGCCAUGGCCCUUGCUCCCUUCGGCAGGCAAAGCUACUGCGCGAGGCAAAGGUGUUGUCGCAUCGGAUCGGAUCAAAAAUGCUUGCCAGC
Messenger RNA from Prorocentrum cordatum, 1762 nucleotides. The record is from the annotation of a GenBank genome assembly. Lineage: Eukaryota; Dinophyceae; Prorocentrales; Prorocentraceae.